Penicillium riverlandense is the source of this 864-nucleotide messenger RNA. RefSeq lists its product as uncharacterized. The record is from RefSeq and is a predicted model, not a curated record. NCBI's taxonomy places the organism in Eukaryota, Fungi, Ascomycota, Eurotiomycetes, Eurotiales, Aspergillaceae. Bases 1 to 864 code for a protein of 287 amino acids. The transcript has a single exon.
AUGUUGGGAGGCAACUCCUACGAGCAUGUUCAUGAUGGAUUCAUUGAUCCAGCCUUGUUGAACACUGAGCCGACCUUCGAUGACUUAAUUGAUGCUCUCUUCGGGGAGGCCGCCGACAAACACCCUCGGGCGGCUUCGAAUGCCAUGCAGGCCACGUCUUCUUCUGCUGUUACUACCGCUCAGCCUCAUGUCUCCGCUUUCGACAGCAUUGACACUUCUUAUCCUUCGACUGCUGUGGCUGAAAUCGCCCAUCUCAACACCAUUGCUUGGGGUGCCAUGCAGGCUACUGCAUCCUCUCCUCCUGCUGCUGUUGCUGCAGAACAGCCUGUCUCGGCUUGGAAAAGCAUUGUCGCUACUUCUGCGACUCCUGCGCCUGUAGUUAUCAUUCCCAACACCUCAAUUGCAUCUACUUCUGCCAAGGCCACCUCGAGCAAGAAGCGCUCUGCAGCUCCUCCGAAGACUCCCUCGCCACAGAAGGCUCCUUCUCCCAAUUCUUCCACUCCAGUGCGUGGUAUCUCCUGGGAACACAUUCUUGAGCAAUGCGAUCACGGCGUGGGUAAGUCUACUCACUACAAGUCGCUGAAAGAGGCCGAGCAGGAUUUGGCCAGCGAAGAAGUUGUCGUUCCACACGACCCGACCAUCCCGGAUACCGAGGCCAUGAAAUGCACAAUAGUCAAUCUUCUCUCCCAGGCUUUCAAGAGCACCGAAACUGCAGUGGACAGUGAGAAGGUCAUCUCACCGUUCCGCCAUGAUCGCUACGGCGACGCGGAAAUCGAGAUGGUUUGCUGGCAAAUUCUUGUAAGUGAUCUCCGAUUUUGCUUUUCUCCGAACCUGUUGCUAAUCCUCUCCCCCAGGAAACGAUGA